This is a messenger RNA of Phytophthora nicotianae INRA-310, 114 nucleotides long. RefSeq lists its product as hypothetical. The record is from RefSeq and is a predicted model, not a curated record. The transcript has a single exon. Lineage: Eukaryota; Oomycota; Peronosporomycetes; Peronosporales; Peronosporaceae. Bases 1 to 114 code for a protein of 37 amino acids.
AUGCCGGAAGAACUACCCGAUAGGCUUCCUCCUGCCCGCACAAUUGAGCACGACACGGUGGUGCAGCCUGAUGCACAGCCAGUUUCCGAGCACCGUUUCGCCAUUCAGACGUAG